Molecule: messenger RNA, 789 nt
Organism: Seminavis robusta
Lineage: Eukaryota; Bacillariophyta; Bacillariophyceae; Naviculales; Naviculaceae
Source: the annotation of a GenBank genome assembly
AUGAACGAUGGGGACUUGAAAGGUGCUUUGUUGGAGUACAAGAAGGGGCUGCGUGUGUUGGAGUCGGUAACUCGCAAGGAUCAUCCCUCAGUGGCAACAAUCUACAACAACAUAGGUUGUGUUCUGGAAAGCAUGGGUGACUAUGAAGGUGCUUUGGCAAAGUACAAUCAAGCCAUUGCAAGCAGACUGUUGGUAUUUGGCGAGGGUCAUCCUGUGACUGCCAGCAGCUACAAUAAUAUUGGGUGUGUUCUGGAGAAAAUGGGUGACUACGAAGGGUCCUUAUCCAAGCACAAACAAGCCCUUGCCAUUGAAGAGUUCGUAUUUGGCAAGAGUCAUCCCAAGGUCGCAACAAGCUACAACAAUAUUGGUUCUGUUCUGGACAAGAUGGGCGACUAUGAAGGUGCUUUGAUAAAUCACAAGAAAGCUCUUGCUGUGCGCUUGUCAGUUUCUGGGAAGGAUCAUCCCGACACUGCCCGAUCCCACAACCAUAUUGGUUGUGUACUGGAGGCGAUGGGUGACUACAGGGGUGCACUGUCAAUGUUGAAGGAAGCUCUUGCCAAGAGAAUAUCUGCUCUGGGUAAGAACCACCCAUCAGUAGCAACCACCAACAACAAUAUAGGCUCUGUGCUGUAUCACAUGGGUGAUUAUGAUGCGGCCUUGGUGAGAUUUGAAGAGUGCCUUGCCAUCAGGGAACACAUAUUAGGCCGGGACCAUCCUUAUACCAAGAGUUGUCUUAAGUGGAUCGAAGAAACACGGGCACAAAUGAAGAUCCGAGAAACUUUAUUUUAA